This is a messenger RNA of Thamnophis sirtalis, 174 nucleotides long. The record is from RefSeq and is a predicted model, not a curated record. Lineage: Eukaryota; Metazoa; Chordata; Lepidosauria; Squamata; Natricidae.
AUGUUUCAGACCCUCGUUCGCAAAGCUACAUCAGCAUAUCGUCCACUACCUGCACAUCAGUCGGGGGAACCUGGGGUGAAAUAUGCGGGCAAGAUGGUUAAUGAAACUCAACUCAACUGCUUCUAUAUUUCACCCGGAGACCACACUAGUCCUACUAAUGGUUUUGCCCCAUGA